CAAUCUUUUGGCAUAGCACAGAGGGUUUUCAUGAACGAAUGAUACCUGUCACUACUUUCAUUUGGUUGGUUUAACGUUAACUUCAACCUUAAACAGCUUUUUGCUGCCCACCACCCUGUCCCCUUCCUCCCAACCACUACACCGUAAAACAACGAAACGCAGCCAGAUUGUCAAAUUCUGCUGUUCUUGACCUUACUCAAGGCUUGUUUUGAUUUCCUCGUUUCGUCCGGCUUUCUUGCUCUUUUUGUAGCGGAUUUUACACGCUGGUUUCGGUAAUUCAAAAAAUUGUGGUUCAGGUCGCCUCUUGUAAGUAAACUUUUUUCUUUGCCUUGAAGUUUUUAGAAGAAUACUCUCUUUUUUGUGUUUCCCCUUUGUUCUCUUGUUUCAGUAGAGAGUUUUUUUUCGUUCUUGUGUAUAUCUGUUGUGGGCAAAACCUUCUUUUAUAUACUAAAAUAUGGAUAUCCAUCGUUGUCGCUUUGUUGACUAUACUCCCUCACCCAUAACGGCUGUUGAUUUUUCGCAUCCUGCAGAUCCUACAAAGCAUGCUCCUCCAAACUUGCGACUCGCGGUCGGUCGUUCUAACGGAAACAUUGAAAUUUGGAAUCCGCGCCAUGGAUGGUGUAUGGAAGCUAUUAUGUACGGUGCCAAGUCUCGGAGUAUCGAAGGAUUAGCUUGGGCACUCACAGACAAUACACCACGGUUAUUCAGUAUUGGCUUUUCCACCAUGAUUACUGAAUGGAAUCUGAACACGACAAAGCCCUUAGUGCAUGAAGCUUCCAACGCUGGUGCCGCUUGGUCUCUUGCUAUCAACAAUGAGAAACAAUUGUUGGCUGUUGGCUGUGACGAUGGCAGUUGUGUACUUUUUGAUAUCAGCGGUGGUCCAGGCGUCAUUGAGUAUGUGCGAACCCUCACUCGUCAAACAUCUCGAAUUCUCUCCUUGGCGUGGAAGGACAACUUGCUCGUCGGUGGUUGUGCUGACGGCAUUGUCAAGGUUUGGGACACAAACCAAGCGAACGGACCCAUUGUUGCCCGUAUGCGCGUAGACAAGGUGAAGAAGGGAGAACCGGCUCUCGUGUGGUCUGUAAAAUGCCUGCGUGACGGAACAAUUGUUACCGGUGAUUCGCUGGGAACGGUGAAGUUUUGGAACGGUAAAUAUUUUAACUUGGAACAGUCUUUCAAGCUCCACGCCGCUGAUGUUCUGUGUUUGGGCGUCUCAUAUGAUGGAAAUAUUGUUUUCUCCUCUGGUAUUGAUCGUAAAACCAUCCAGUAUGUCCGUGAUGUACACUCACACGAGUGGACCAGCGGUAGUUAUCGGAGAUUCCAUGCACACGAUGUUCGUUGUAUGGCGGUCUAUGAGUCCAAGAGUUUGGAUUUGCUUGUUUCGGGCGGUAUGGACAUGUCGCUUGGUCUCAUUCCUCUUCGACACUUCACACAAAAAAACCACCGCAUGAUUCCUGCAGUUCCACAAAUUCCUCGCAUGGCCAUUGCUUCCAAGGCUCGUUUAUUCAUGCUUUGGGAAGAUCAUCAAGUGCGUUUAUGGCGUGUUGGAUCUCCUGGUUAUCGCUCCUUGCUUAAACUUGUAAUCCAAAAUGAAGAGAACAUUGUCCAUGCAUGUAUCUCUGUUGACGGGCAGUACGUUGCUAUUUCCACUAUCCUUGAGACAAAGUUAUUCAAGUUGAUUUAUGGAGAGAAUGAGGUGACGGUCGAGCGUGUGUAUGAUGAGUUUUUAUCCAGCGUUGGAGCAUUGCUACUUCAAUUCACAAUGGAUACUAAAAAGUUAAUAUUGGUGACACCUGAAUCUGAUACAUUCAUUAUCGACUUGAGCCGUGUUGACUCACAUCAAUUGGAAGUUUUUGAGGUUUCUCAAACCGAACCGGUCAACACACCUAUGAAGCAAAAACUGAAUCAAAAUCCAUCCCCUAACUUUGUGUGUGGAAUCGCCGUUUCGCCCGAUGGCGACUGGUUUGCAAUUACCAAUUUGCAUGGUCAUACAUACUGUUAUUCUUUGUCUAAUCUUACACACACAGAGCUUCCUCGCAUGAGCUCUCCCAUUCGUACCAUGGCAUUCCGGCCUGAUGUCGCCGGCCGUCUGGUUGCUGUUACCGCAAGCAACCAGGUUUACGAAUUCGAUGUACAAUCUCGGAAGCUUACCGAAUGGUCUCGUCACAAUUCAAACAUCAUGCCUAAAGCUUUUGCUCAACUGCAAGACAAGGCGUUUGGCUCGUUCUUCGAUGCAAGUAAGCCGAGUCGAUUCUGGGUUUGGUCAGCCAAUUGGUUGGCGUUCUUCGAUUUGGAAGAACAGUUGCCCGCUUUAACAUCCGAAAAAAGAAAGGCGGAUUCGGGUGCCGAAGGAAAGCCUGGUCAACAUCGUCGACGCCCUAGUGGUUCACAAAAUUUGCCGACACCCAUGCUCAACAACCAUGCAACCAAUUCUCGUGCCUUUUGGAUUACAUUUAAAUACAGACCCAUGCUUUCUGUUGGCACCAUUUCGGAAAACGAGUUGUUAGUUGUUGAACGUCCUGUGGCAGACAUGCUUAUGGACAAAGACCUUCCUCCCAAGUUCUAUGAAAACAAGUUUACCGAGUAAGACAGAAAAUGCUGCACCCAUGAUUUUGACACUGCAAAAUGAAAAGAAAUACAAGCGUUGGGUUGCAGGCUUGUUGGUUUGGGUUAUGAAGGAUUCUAUUCGAACUACGCAAGUAGUGAGAUAAGGAAAUUAAAAAAUGUUAUUAGACUAGUUGGUGGUAAUAUUUUUCU
Messenger RNA from Schizosaccharomyces japonicus yFS275, 2757 nucleotides. RefSeq names its product U3 snoRNP protein Utp4. Gene Ontology annotation, cellular component: small-subunit processome; 90S preribosome. The transcript has a single exon. Gene Ontology annotation, biological process: maturation of SSU-rRNA from tricistronic rRNA transcript (SSU-rRNA, 5.8S rRNA, LSU-rRNA). The coding region runs from base 455 to 2587 and encodes 710 amino acids. The record is from RefSeq and is a predicted model, not a curated record. Lineage: Eukaryota; Fungi; Ascomycota; Schizosaccharomycetes; Schizosaccharomycetales; Schizosaccharomycetaceae.